Molecule: messenger RNA, 1305 nt
Organism: Dendrobium catenatum
Lineage: Eukaryota; Viridiplantae; Streptophyta; Magnoliopsida; Asparagales; Orchidaceae
Product: translation initiation factor IF3-2, chloroplastic
Exons: 9
Coding region: 211-1029 (272 amino acids)
Biological process (GO): translational initiation; ribosome disassembly
Molecular function (GO): ribosome binding; translation initiation factor activity
Source: RefSeq, a predicted model, not a curated record
UCUCGCUCUGAGCCAAUGCUGUGGUUUCCGCUCUAAUGGCUCCUAAUCGAUUCUGCUUUCUCUUUUCUACUUCGGAUUAUCUCUAGCAGCAGAAAAUAUAAGUGCUGUAACAUUCAAUAACUUCUCUUCUCUUCUCUCUUCUUCUUCUUCUUCUUCUUCUUCUUCUUCUUUGUUUCUGAAAUCGCUUUUUCGAAUUUUCUCAAUCCAUACAUGGCCGGAGUCGCCGGUCUGUGCUUCACUCCACCCUCCAAGCUGACCUGCGUUCCUGCUGGUUGUCCGCUGGGGAAAUCCUUAUUUAAGCCGCCCUCUCGUCUCCGUUUAUGUAAAGUUCCCCGAGGAGGAUGGCUAGUGGCGCGGUUCGGCAGCGGCGGUUAUAAGCCCAGGCCUGCUGGCGUCCCCAGGAGGAGUUCAGGAAAAUCCCGCUUCGUGGAUUCCGAUUAUGAUCAGGCCCUCGAUCUUGACAGGAUUCAGUCACCUUCUGUAAGGCUAUUAGAUGAGCAGCAGAAUAUGGUUGGCAUAGUUUCAAAAGGUGAAGCAAUUCGUAUAGCUGAGGAUGCUGAGCUUAUAUUGGCAAUACUAUCCUCUGAUGCAGAUCCUCCAGUGCUCAGACUGUUUGAAAGUCCUGACUACAAAAAACACAAGUAUGAACAGCUAAAGAAGAAAAGAGUGCAGAUGAAAAGAUCUGCUGCAAACCGUAUGGAUACCAAAGAACUCAAAAUGGGGUACAACAUUGAUUCCCAUGAUUAUUCUGUAAGGCUGAAGGCUGCACAGAAGUUCCUGAAGGAUGGAGAUAAGGUUAAAGUCAUUGUAAAUCUGAAAGGCAGAGAAAAUGAAUUUAAGAACAUUGCUAUCGAGCUAAUUAAGCGCUUUCAGAAUGAUGUUGGAGAGCUUGCAACUGAGGAGAGCAAAAGCUUCAGCGAGAGGAACAUAUAUUUGAUUCUAACGCCCAAUAAAGCAGCACUACAGAAAGUUCAGGAACAGCCAAAGAAGGAAACAUCUGCUGCUGCUGAAGUUUCAGCUAGUGUGUGAUUCUCCCUGUAAAUUUCGAUGGCCGCACUGAUAUAUUUUUAGGCAAUCUGCAUGUGUAGUUAAUUGACUCGUAUUUUAGUUCAAAAAAUGUAAAUUAAUUCCCUUUCGUACAUAUCCUGCUUUGUGGCAUUGUCUUAUUUUUUCUUUUGGUUUGCUACUUAAUAUGUCCGACCGCACAUAAUAGGAUAAAGACUUGUUGAAACUCAAUGUGAUUGUUUCUUUUUCCUUUUGACAGAGAUGCUAAUUGCAUCCAAAUAAGGGCUCUUGAUUUGGUCA